AUGCCAUUAAUUAUUAUUUGCGGAAUUCCCUCAAGUGGGAAGACCACUCGUGCAAAACAAAUAACCCAAUACUUUCUUGAUAGGUUUUCUAAUCAAGAAAAAACUGGAGCUGUACACUUAAUCAACGAUGAAUCAUUAGGAAUUACGAAAGACAGUUAUAAAGAUACACGUGUUGAGGAAAAAAAAUCUCGUGCAUCUUUAAUAUCAGCUGUUGAACGAUUAGUUUCUAAAGAGGAUUUAGUCAUCGCCGAUGGAAUGAAUUAUAUCAAAGGGUAUCGGUAUCAAUUAUAUUGUAUUGCACGAGCUGUUGGUACUCCACACUGUGUGAUAUAUUGUGGAACGCCGAUCGAGAUUGCUAGAGAGUGGAAUUCUAAUCGAGGUGAAGAAGGUUAUGAUGCAACAAUGUCAGUAUCAACAAAAUACAAAUUUGAUGAGCUUGUUAGUAGAUUUGAAGAGCCAGAUGAUCGUAACCGUUGGGAUUCACCACUGUUUACAGUUUUGUAUGAUGAUCCAGCACCUUCACAUGAUGGAAUAUGGGACGCUAUUAUUGUUAAGAAAGCAAAGCCGCCUAAUUUAUCUACUGUAGUGAAACCUGUGAGCGAAACAAAUUAUUUAUAUGAACUUGAAAAAACUACACAAGAUAUUAUUAAUGCAGUUUUGAAUGCACAAAAACAUGACUCUGGGGCUGAGGAAACCUUCAAAAGGCGACUAGGAGUGUUAUCUCCUAGACAGU
Molecule: messenger RNA, 733 nt
Organism: Cetraspora pellucida
Lineage: Eukaryota; Fungi; Glomeromycota; Glomeromycetes; Diversisporales; Gigasporaceae
Source: the annotation of a GenBank genome assembly